AUGAAGUUUUCUACUGUCGCACUCGCUGGUGCAGCUACGGGUCUUGCCCACUCCACUCUCACUGAGCGCGCAGACAUCACUGAUGCCGAUAUUCUGAACUACGCCCUGACCCUGGAGCAUCUCGAAGCUGCCUUCUAUCAAGAGGGUCUCAAGAACUACACCCAUGGCGACUUCCAGAAGGCUGGCAUGCAUGAUCCUUUCUAUGUGAACCUGAAGGAGACCGCCAGCGAUGAGCAGCAACACGCUCAGUUCCUGACCAAGGCUCUCAAGGCCGCCGGGGCAAAACCCGUCGAGGCCUGUACCUAUGCUUUCCCUGCCACCGAUGUCAACACAUUCCUUGCGCUCGGUAAUAUCCUUGAGGGUGUCGGAGUCAGUGCCUACUUGGGCGCUGCUGCCAGCAUUAUGAACAAAACCUAUCUCACUGCUGCUGGCAGUAUCCUGACCACCGAGGCCCGCCACAGUGCUUAUCUACGUGCUGCUCUUGGUGAGGCUCCCGCUGCUCAAGCCUUCGAUAACCCCCUCGACUUUAAUGAGGUUUACACCCUUGCUUCUAUGUUCAUUGUAUCUUGCCCCGAGAGCAAUGGCAAGCUGCCUGUUAAGGCCUUCCCUGCCUUGACCAUGCCCUCUAUGGCCCCCGCCACAACUGGCUCUAAAGUAGAGCUGAUGGUCGUUGAUGGUGUGUCUAUGGACACUAAGAAUGUCUACGCCGCUUUUAUCACCGUCACUGGUCCUGUCUGGGCUCCUCUAGAGUCCACUGGCGAUGGAAAUUUCGAAGUCACCAUCCCAGAGGGCGUUACUGGUCAGAGCUACGUGGUUCUGACUAAAGGCAAUAAGCAAGCUUCAGAUGACAACAUUCUUGCUGGCCCUGCUAUUGUUGGGCAGCCCAAUGGACCUAUGGGAGUGGGCUCGCAGUGCAGUGGCCGCGGCUCUGGUUCUAUGCCCUCUAUGACCUCUAUGUCAGUCUGGUCAUCUAUGGCCAUGCCAAUGCCCACUGCGUCUAUGACCAUUUCCUCGGGGUCUAUGCCCUCUAUGUCUGCAUCCGCCUCUGCCUCCUCUACUCCCGUCUUUAAUGGGGCAAAUGGAAAGAGCAUGAGCGGCAUUGCCAGUGUUUUCGGGGCUCUGGCUGCUGUCGCUGCCUUUUUGCAGUAA
This is a messenger RNA of Penicillium waksmanii, 1149 nucleotides long. RefSeq names its product ferritin-like domain-containing protein. The transcript has 2 exons. NCBI's taxonomy places the organism in Eukaryota, Fungi, Ascomycota, Eurotiomycetes, Eurotiales, Aspergillaceae. The record is from RefSeq and is a predicted model, not a curated record. The coding region runs from base 1 to 1149 and encodes 382 amino acids.